AAAUACAAUUCAAGAAUACAACGACAGUUUUGUGAAGUAUUAUAAUAUUAUAUCGACUUCAUCUUGAAAUCAUGUUUGACAUCCACAGUGCAGUUUAUUGGAGACUGAUUUAAUGAGUAUAAAAUGCUUGAAUGCAAAAACAAAUCCUAAUAUUGUGUCAUAAUCUCAUAAUAAGUGAAUUCUAAUUUGGAGUUGAUGCGAUUCCACUGUGCCAAUAUGAAUGUGGACGAUGAACAACUGAUAGAAUGUGUAAAGAAGUAUCCGGCGGUUUAUGACAUGUCACAUCCCAAGUACUCCGACAGCGGUCAUAAAUCAUUAGUAUGGAAGCAUAUUGGAGAAGAAAUUGACGAACCAGAGAUGAUCUGUAAGAAGCGAUGGAUCAACAUUCGAGACCAGUUCAAGAAAUCCCUGAACAGGCGUAGGGCAGAAGACGGCGUCUACAAAAGAUACAAAUACGAAGAAAAUCUACAAUUCCUGUUACCACAUAUGAUGAAACGGACCACAGUCUUCGACGUGAAUUGUGAGGACUCGACGAAUGAAAUUUACCCGUUGAACUUUGUAGACACACAUGAUAGUAGUAAUUAUAACACGGAAAACCACGAGGGGAAUUUUGAAUCACAUCACGGGGAUUCAAGUAGUCCGAAGAAGAAGAGGAAAAAGAUGGGGAACGACAGUGCUUCGUCGGUGUUGAUGAAGUAUUUCAUUGACCAGAGUGCCUCGAAAACAGUCAGCCCGGAUCGACACCACAUCGACGCGUUCCUGGAGGGGUUGGCGCCCACGUUGAAGAACCUUCCUCCCUACUACCAGCAUCUGGCUAAGGGGAGGUUGUUCUCCGUCGUGCAUGAGCUGGAGGCUGCAGCGUUUUUCGGCACAACUUCGCGGCCAACCACCCCGCAGCCCAACUAUAGUGAAGUGAAUCUCGUCAACAAUGAAGACGGUUCUCAUCAAAUUUUCCAGGUGCAAUCACCCGUCACUGUGUUGUCCGUUAAGCAUGAGCACAAUAAUGAAUGAAUGAAUGACAAUACGAACUCACGUAAAGACUGAUAAUCAAAAUCACAUCUAUAUAGGUACUAUAUUUGUUAAAUAAAAUUUAUUUUAGUUAAGAUUA
Molecule: messenger RNA, 1108 nt
Organism: Nilaparvata lugens (brown planthopper)
Lineage: Eukaryota; Metazoa; Arthropoda; Insecta; Hemiptera; Delphacidae
Exons: 2
Coding region: 196-1011 (271 amino acids)
Biological process (GO): regulation of transcription by RNA polymerase II
Cellular component (GO): transcription regulator complex; nucleus
Source: RefSeq, a predicted model, not a curated record